ACUAAUUAAAUCCCGUGUUAGUCCAGUGUUUCUGAUCCUCCCGCUGCCUCCUCCCGCGUAAAACUUGAUUAAUUCAUCAACGACUCCAAACAAAAGAGAACCUAAACCCUAAACCACCUCCUCUCCUCUCUCCUCCUCCGUCCACUUUCAGCAUGGACUCCACCACCUCCGGACCCAAGCCGAGGAAGGAGAGAAGCCACCGGGCCCAAAACAGCACCUCCAAGUCAGCCAGGGUCCAGAAGAGGAGAGAGGGAGCGCGAGGGAGAGAAGAGGAGGAGAAGAGGGAGGAGAAGGAGGAGGUGAAGAGGGCUACAGUGGUGGACAUGGACAGUGUGAGGAGAGAGGAGGAGCAGGAGAACGCUGGAGAUUUGGAGAUCACGACCGGACAAGACGACGGUCUGAAGAGGAGGAGUCUGGGGGCGCUGGAGUGGGCGCUCAUGGUUUUUGUCCUAUCUUUGGUGCUGCUGUUCCUGCCUGUGUCCAUCUGGUUCUGUGUCAGAGUGGUGCGGGAGCAUGAGCGUGCGGUCGUCUUCAGGCUCGGACAUCUCCUGAGGGGGAAACCCAGAGGACCAGGUCUCUUGUUCUUUCUGCCGUUCCUGGAUGUGUGUCAUAUCGUGGACAUCCGACUGAAGACUCUUAAGAUUCCUCUGCACACGGUGGUGACUAAAGACCUGCUUCAGUGGGAGCUCAGUGCGGUGUGUUACUACCAGGUGGAGAACACGGCCCUGUGCAGCGGCGCCCUCUACAGUCUGGACUCCACUCUGCAGACCGUGGUCCGGGGGGUGAUCCGGGACGUGCUGGCCGAGCUGACCCUGAGCCAGGCCCUGGGGCAGAGGAGGAGGCUGGGUCAGAGGGUCCAGAUCGCGGCCGAUGCUCUGGUGUGUCGCUGGGGGGUCAGACUGGAGAGAGCCGACGUAGCGGAGCUGAUUUUACCUGCGGAGCUCCAGAGACGACUCGCACCUGAGACCGAGGCCAGACCACGCCCACAGGUCAGAGCCGCGGACACGGACGCCGACCCCUGGGACGGCCUUCGCUCCUCUCUGCGACUCCUCCGCCCGGCCCUGGUCCUCCCCCUGCCCCCCGACCUCAUCAACGUGACGUCUGACCUCUCGUCUCUGCCCCCGCCGCCUCCUCCUCCUCCUGUCGCCAUGGAAACAGAGAAGCGGGAGAGCACGCCGCCCGGGACGCAGGAUUCUCCGAUGAUGUGA
This is a messenger RNA of Periophthalmus magnuspinnatus, 1208 nucleotides long. RefSeq names its product NPHS2 stomatin family member, podocin (gene nphs2). The transcript has 7 exons. The coding region runs from base 153 to 1208 and encodes 351 amino acids. Gene Ontology annotation, cellular component: plasma membrane. The record is from RefSeq and is a predicted model, not a curated record. Lineage: Eukaryota; Metazoa; Chordata; Actinopteri; Gobiiformes; Gobiidae.